Megalops cyprinoides (Indo-Pacific tarpon) is the source of this 1356-nucleotide messenger RNA. Its product is annotated as heterogeneous nuclear ribonucleoprotein H-like. The transcript has 11 exons. The coding region runs from base 106 to 1356 and encodes 416 amino acids. The record is from RefSeq and is a predicted model, not a curated record. Gene Ontology annotation, biological process: regulation of RNA splicing. Lineage: Eukaryota; Metazoa; Chordata; Actinopteri; Elopiformes; Megalopidae. Gene Ontology annotation, cellular component: nucleoplasm; ribonucleoprotein complex. Gene Ontology annotation, molecular function: RNA binding.
CAGCGUUACCUCGUUCAUAUGGACGGCUGUAGCGGUGGCACGUAGACAAGUGGAAUAUCUCUACAAAAUAAGAUCUGCGAAGGAGCAACCUGGUCAUUGCCGAGCAUGGCUGAUGAAGGAUUUGUGGUGCGUGUGCGGGGCCUGCCCUGGUCUUGCGCUGUGGAAGAAGUUCAGAGGUUUUUCUCAGACUGCAAAAUUGCAAACAAUGCCAAUGGCAUCCACUUCACGUAUACACGAGAGGGUCGCCCCAGUGGAGAAGCCUUUGUAGAACUGGAGACAGAGGAGGACCUGAAGAUUGCAGUCAAGAAGGACAGAGAAACCAUGGGUCACAGAUAUGUGGAAGUGUUCAAAUCCAACAAUGUGGAGAUGGACUGGGUCCUGAAGCACACGGGUCCAAACUGCCCCGAGACGGGGGGUGACGGGCUGGUUCGAUUACGCGGACUGCCUUUCGGCUGCAGUAAAGAGGAGAUCGUCCAGUUUUUCUCAGGGUUGGAAAUCGUGCCAAAUGGGAUAACAUUGCCGGUGGACUUCCAGGGGAGGAGUACGGGGGAGGCCUUCGUGCAGUUUGCUUCACAGGAUAUAGCUGAAAAGGCUCUAAAGAAACACAAGGAAAGAAUAGGGCACAGGUACAUAGAGAUUUUCAAGAGCAGCCGGGCGGAGGUGCGGACGCACUACGAGCCUCCUCGCAAGGGCAUGGGCAUGCAGCGGCCCGGGCCCUACGACCGCCCCGGCGGCGGGCGGGGCUACAGCAGCAUGGCCCGCGGGGGCUCCUUUGACAGGAUGCGCCGCGGCGGCUAUGGCGGAGGUGAGGCCGGGGUGUCAGAUGGUCGCUAUGGUGACGGCAGCUCCUCCUUCCAGAGUACCACGGGCCACUGUGUUCACAUGAGGGGGCUUCCCUACCGAGCCACGGAGACCGACAUCUACAAUUUCUUCUCACCGCUGAACCCAGUGCGCGUGCACAUCGAGGUUGGCCCAGAUGGACGAGUGACGGGGGAAGCAGAUGUGGAGUUCGCCACACAUGAGGACGCGGUGGCCGCCAUGUCUAAGGACAAGGCCAACAUGCAGCAUCGCUACGUGGAGCUGUUCCUCAACUCCACAGCAGGGGGCAGCAACGGGGCCUAUGGCAGCCAGAUGAUCGGGGCCAUGGCCAACCAAUCGGCGUACGGCCCCAGUAGCCAGCAGCUGAGCAGCGGCUACACAGGGGGCUAUAGCAGCCAGGCCAGCAUGGGCGGCUACAGCGACUAUAGUAAUCAGAGCGGAAUGAGCAGCAGUUACUAUGGCAGCAGCAGCGGGCGCGGCUCCAUGGGCAUCAAUGGUCUGAGCGGCAUGAGUAUGGGGGCCGGGUGGGGGAUGUAG